AUGGUAGCAGUUGCACCUAUUGCUUAUGCUCUUGUGGAAGGGACACUGUUUCCAACUAUGGAAAAACGACACGCGUCAAUUUUAGCUUCUGGUCAGUUCCUAUGUCGUGUGGUAAAUUUCGCCUUCUGUUCUUACAUCUCGCAAGUUAUUGAAUAUGUGAUUAGAACUGCUCUCGAUCAGUUUGCAGCUGUGAAAAAUGUCAAGUUUAUCCCCAAUUACCUAGGACCAAGCAAUUUGUCGCAAUGUGCAUUGGUGGAAUUGGAUUCUGCCAAGAAGGUCAAGGAAGUGAGAGCAGUGAUUGUGCAGUAUCCUUUCAUGAUGUAUGGGAUGCCACGACCCGUAAGAGCUCAUCCUGCUGUAGCGGAAAUGUUUGAUGAUCGGCCAGUAAAGCCUAAGAGAAAGAUGAAGUGUUGUUGGUUGGAGAAAAAUGACCCUGAUUUUGAGGUGGCAAGGAAGCUGGAGAAUCUGACACGUAAAGAUGCUGCAGAAAUACCAUUCAUGCACAAAGUGCAUCUAAAAGAAGAAGAGAAGCUUGCAGCUCAGCAGGCAGAAACACUUAAAGUGCAUUACAAAAAGUUUAAGUUGAUAGAGGGCAUUAUGACUGACAGAACCACCCUUACUUUGGCGCAAAAGUAUAAUCUGGCAGUUGCAGAUGAGUGA
Molecule: messenger RNA, 660 nt
Organism: Cicer arietinum (chickpea)
Lineage: Eukaryota; Viridiplantae; Streptophyta; Magnoliopsida; Fabales; Fabaceae
Product: ASI1-immunoprecipitated protein 1-like
Source: RefSeq, a predicted model, not a curated record